Molecule: messenger RNA, 2129 nt
Organism: Drosophila subpulchrella
Lineage: Eukaryota; Metazoa; Arthropoda; Insecta; Diptera; Drosophilidae
Gene: Oatp58Da
Product: solute carrier organic anion transporter family member 74D
Exons: 6
Coding region: 24-2075 (683 amino acids)
Biological process (GO): sodium-independent organic anion transport; transmembrane transport
Cellular component (GO): membrane
Molecular function (GO): protein binding
Source: RefSeq, a predicted model, not a curated record
GGUUUGGAGAUGAAAGUUGAAGUAUGGCAGAGGACCGCAAAAAGGAAACUUUAGAGACAAGUGAAACCUUGCCUUUCAUUGAAAAGCCAUUUGUCAUCUCGCAAAAGUUAAAGGACUCUGCUGAGGAUGGAACGGGAAGGGAAGAGGACAGUGAAGACACUUCGUGUGGAUUUUGGAUAUUCAGGGGUCCCUCAAUGCAAAGAUUUGCUACUGAAAAGAUGUAUGUGAUCCUCUAUGGUUUAGCUGGCUGUGUGAUGACAAUGACCUUCGCCUACUUCAAUGCGACUAUUACGACCUUGGAGAAGCGCUAUAAAAUACCAACAAAAACCUCUGGCAUUAUCUCGGUGGGAAAUGAUAUCAGUACAAUGCUAACAGCCGCCCUAUUGGGCUAUUAUGCUGGAAACGGUCAUAGACCCCGCUGGAUGGGGAUUGGAUUACUGACCAUUGUGGCCUUUUGCCUGCUAACCAGUUCCCUGCAUUUUCUUUACGGACCUGGCGAAGAUGCCCUGAAGUUAACCAGGGAAUUUGGCCAGGUUAACGAAACUUUGGCCAGGCAAGAGCGGGAUAAGAAACUGUGCCAGACAAGUGCAGGAGGAUGCAUCCAAGAGGUGGGUCAGUGGGUUCCUCAGGUAUUUCUGUUUGCGGCUCAGCUUAUCUCGGGAGUGGGCCAGGCACUUUUCUACACUCUGGGCAUUGCCUACAUGGACGACAAUGCCACCAAGUCCAAGACACCAGCCAUGUUGAGCAUGUCUACGUUCUUGAGGAUGCUGGGUCCAGCCAUUGGUUAUUCCUUGGCUGCUCUUUGCCUGCGUUUGUACAUUGAGCCCACCUUGGAGCCACUGAUUGGGCGGGAGGAUCCACGCUGGAUGGGCGCCUGGUGGCUGGGCUGGCUAGUCCUGGCUGCCAUGAUGCUGAUCGCAGCCUUCCUGCUGUUUAUGUUUCCCAGGGAGCUGCCCAGUUCGAGGAAGAGACGUCUUCAACUGAAGCAGAAUGAACGCAGGCAGUCACUGCCCAUCAAGGAGCGAUCCUUCAGUGACAUGAUGAAAACUGUCAGGAGACUGUCGAAGAACAAGGUGUAUGUGUACAACACCUCGGCUUCCAUACUCUACUUCUUUGGAUACAUGGCCUAUUGGAUAUUCACUCCCAAGUAUAUCGAAACGCAGUACAGACAAUCGGCGGCUAUGGCAACCAUGGCAGCGGGCACAGUGGCUUUGGGAUUCUCCGCCGCAGGAGUCCUUAUCUCCGGAUACGUGAUAUCCAAGUACAGACCGAGUGCAAGGUCAAUGGCCUGUUGGAAUGCCAUUGUGGAUUUCGUAACGGUGGCCGGAAUCCUGUGCUAUGUGGCCAUCGGAUGUGAGGGUAGUGACAGGCUAAACUCCCUGAGCACCUUGUCCUCUGGGAAUAGCUGCAGUGCCUCCUGUCACUGCGACUAUGUGCUCUAUGCCCCGGUUUGCAGUCCGGAUAACAUCACCUACAUAUCCGCCUGCCAUGCGGGAUGUACGAAAAGGACGAAGGAUGCACUGGGAAGGACAAUUUACACGGGUUGCCAGUGCAUGGACUCUUCAAGUUUGUUCUCUGGCACUGAGUCCCAGUUCGCUGUGGAUGGAACCUGUCCAGUCGACUGCUUUAAUGAGUUCCUAGUUUUUCUGGCGGUGAUGUGCUUCCUGAAACUCGUGGGAGCAUCUAGCAAAUCAACAAACCUGCUCAUCGCCCUCCGCUGCAUGCCUCCAGAGGAUAAGACCUUCGCUCUGGGAUUGGGUUCCAUGGUGGCUUCCCUACUCGGCUUCAUUCCCAGUCCCAUUUUUUUCGGAUGGCUAAUAGAUAACUAUUGCUUGGUGUGGGGCAAGACCUGUUCCAAUAAGGGAAACUGUUGGCUCUACGACACGAGAUCCUUACGAUACGCUUUGAAUCUAACAGCCGCAUCUUUUAUAUUUAUGGGCGGCUUUCUAAAUAUUUCGGUGUGGUAUCACGCAAAGAAUCUGAAGAUAUUUGAUGAAGAUGAAUCACCGAAAGGCAGUUCAAAUAAUAAGGAAGUCGAACUAAAAACAAUGGAUUCCAAAUCUCAAGAGAAAUAAUAGUAGUUAAUGUUUUAAGCCAAAUAAACAAGCUAUGACUGGACCUUCACAUUU